AACACGUACAGUAGAUCCUGUUGUUUUGGUGAGAACAGAGCGGUUGUUGAAGGUUAUCGAUACACAGCACAAACAGCAUUCAGUUGUGAUUUUUUUUAUUAAUAGGCUCAGUAGCUUUUUUGCUGCUUUUCUGAUCGAGUCGCUGAGAAAAGAGCGACUUGAUCCCCCCGACACAGAUCGUUUUGUAAAAUCAGGUCGAAAGGGAUGCCGCUGCAGAUAGACUCCGACGGACCCCAACUGUCUCUGGAUUUAAUCUCGUCGCAUUUAAUCGGGAAGAGCAGCUUCUCUAUAAACUUAAAGAGCCUCAGAACAUCUCCCGCUCGACCGAGUGUUUCUGUAAGAUACCAAAGCUCAAGUUCACGGUAUUAGUUUCGCGUUGAGGCGAAGACCGAAGAAUAAAUAUUCAAGCUAGCAGCUAGCGUUAGCUGGUAGAAAAAAAAACAAAGCGCGGAUCGUUAAUCCUCGUGAACCGCUUUGACAAAAGAGGUCAGUUUCUAACGGCGCAGUCGACUGCUACGAGGUUAAAGCUUUUUAUCUCUGCCUGUGUGGAAGAUAAUUUGUUGGUUGCCAUGAAGCUGUUGGAAAACUCCAGCUUUGAAGCCCUCAGCUCCCGGCUGUGUGUGGAAACAGGGGAGUCCCGUAUCCUCGGCAGGAUUGAGAGCUACUCCUGCAAGAUGGCAGGAGAUGAUAAACACAUGUUUAAGCAGUUCUGCCAGGAGGGGGAGCCACACGUCCUGGAAGCCCUUUCUCCCCCUCAGUCCACCAGCGCCACAAGCCCCUCUCAGCUGGGGAAGAGCAGCGAGGACGGUGAAAACCCUCUGAGCGACAAGGUCUGCAGGAAGACUCUGUUCUACCUCAUCACCACGCUCAACGAGUCCUUCAGGCCGGACUACGACUUCAGUGCCGCCCGGGCCCACGAGUUCAGCCGAGAGCCCAGCCUCAACUGGGUGGUGAACGCAGUGAACAGCAGCUUGUUCUCAUCGGUGGGAGAAGAGUUCAACUCUGUAGGACCCGAGCUGUGGAACGCCAUCGACCAGGAGAUCAACCUGCAGAGCUGUGACAUCUACAGCUACAACCCAGACCUUGAUUCUGAUCCUUUUGGUGAAGAGGGGAGCCUCUGGUCCUUCAACUACUUCUUUUACAACAAAAAACUGAAGAGGAUCGUGUUCUUCACGUGUCGCUCCGUCAGUGUUCUUAGUGGCUACGGCAGAGGUUGCCUCGACAACGAGCUGGACAUGGAGUUGGAGGACGAAGAAGAGAUGGACGGCUUCACCGAGGAAGGGUUCCCCAGAGCUCUGUGUGUGUAGAUCCUAGAUCUGCAACGUCCAAAGAUCACCCGUACCCGUACUCCUGUUGUUCUUUGUCCUUUUUUGUUUAAAAUCCAUGGGAGUUUUGCUGCCUCAUCCAAAGGCGUUUUGUUGUUUGGGACUGAAGCAUGUUUGGUCGCUUUCAGUCCAACGGCGAACUCUGCGGCCACAAAGUGGUGGACGUUUUAGUGAAGGCACCCCACCGCAACAAGAAGUUCCUUUUAUCACCCACAAUGUAUAAUUUUUGACCGGUGGGCUCUUCUCUACAUGUUUUGUUUCUCCCAAAGACUUUGUCAAGGGCGCUUGAGCAGAAGUGGAUUUAUGGCAGAGAAAGAUGCAAAAGACUGCCAGAGAGUUUGGUUUGUUCCUAAUAGACAGGGAAGUUCAGAUUACACCAGCACCAGUGACGACAAACAUUUAAGUCCAUCUCUGGACUGAGCUGAGUUGAUUGGAAGGCAGAGAGGCCUGAAUGGACAGCUGGCUUUGUGUCUUCAAUGUCUUUUUAUGUGUGAAAGUGAUGUUACUGUGAAAUGUUUGACAUCCUAAAAACCCUUUUUAUUACUGAAAUGUUAUCUUAUGGUAGGUAUUUACUGCAAGUUCUCAUCUGUACCUGUUCUGACACUGAGGGGUUUGCAUCUAGGCUGCAGCUUGGACAACAUAUCGGCUUUUAUUAGACGUUCACUGAUAUACACUUGUAAUAUUUUGGAUUGAGUUUAUUUUAACGCUCCAUUCCUCAGUGUGUGUUCCUGCUGUUUUUUUCAUUUGUUCAUUGCCUCAUUGCAGUGCUUCUUUAACAAGUGAAUGUGUAGUAAAUUUUUUAGAGUACAGGUUAGACAUUUCAAAAACUGCACGGCUACUUUUACGUUCAUUAAAAGACGGGAUGCGUCCGGUGUCCUUUUAAGACUACUGUGCCUUGUUUUGAUUGGCCAGUGGUACAGAUCCUAAUAAAUCGGUGUUUAUAUCCCAACAGCCUGAAUUUCUUCUCCCACAACAGAACUGGAACAAUGGAAGGUUUAGCCUCUAGAUUUAUCUGGGAAUGAAGUCAAAAGGUUAAUUAUACAGUAAAUAUUUAUUUUGAUUACUAUGGUUUACAGGUAAUGAACAUCUCCCAAUUGUUUUUUGUAUAUUUGUUUUAAUAGUAUAAAUGAAAUAUAAUUUAAACUGUUUAUGCAAUCAUAGUAAGUGCUUAAUAUUAAACCAUAAAAAGUCAUAACAUAAUGAAGCGGACCGUGAUAUCUUGGCAUGUUAAUUUAAAGUUUAGUGGAAGGAAACAAUAACUUGCAUUGCAUAAUCUUCUAGUCUUGUAAGAAACUAGUUUGGGGUUUUUAUGAGAAUCUCUAAAAUGACCUGUAAUAGUUUUUGAAUGUAAUUUUAAAUAAUAUGCACCUCUGUGUUGCAAAUAGUGCAUAAAAUAUUAUUCACUGAUAUUUUGAGAAAAUGUUCUCAAUGUUAAGGUACUAAUAUAUUCAGGCUGUUGGAAUGUCACUGGAGUAGAUUCACACACCUGACAGAGGAUGGUGCACAGAACAAUGAAAGUGUUAAGUAUUGUGGCAUGAAAGAUGUGGGUGAAACAGCCAACCCAACAAAUCUCAUCGCACCACUGAUUCAGUUGUUUUUACCUCAACAGCUGCUUGUAAAAAUUAAUGAUGAAUCCCUGGGAAUAAGCCAGGUUGGAUCAUAUUUUAUAGAUGCAUCAUUUGACAUCUCUAUCAGCUACAUGGAUGAAGUAGGUGUUUAUCACACAUGCUGGUGGAGCUGAGCAAAACUGUUUUGAUUUUGGCAUUUUCCAACUCUGGGUAGUUUUGAGAAAAGGUUAUUCCCAGACUUUAUUCCUUAAAAUAUGCUUUUUGUUUAAUCUCUUCCCUCCUUUUCCAUCCUGCCCACAUCUUUUCCCUACAAUUCCUUGUGUCCUACCUCUUUGUACUCUAGUUUCUAGUGCACCUCCAUAUGUAAAGUGUACCCACCUUAGAAAUAUCUGCCAUUAAACUCUGUACUUCAA
Messenger RNA from Xiphophorus hellerii (green swordtail), 3306 nucleotides. It is a transcript of the gene maf1b, whose product is annotated as MAF1 homolog, negative regulator of RNA polymerase III b. Lineage: Eukaryota; Metazoa; Chordata; Actinopteri; Cyprinodontiformes; Poeciliidae. The transcript has 8 exons. The coding region runs from base 570 to 1307 and encodes 245 amino acids. Gene Ontology annotation, cellular component: nucleus. Gene Ontology annotation, molecular function: RNA polymerase III core binding. The record is from RefSeq and is a predicted model, not a curated record. Gene Ontology annotation, biological process: negative regulation of transcription by RNA polymerase III.